UUCACGCUGUAUAUAUCGCCCCGCAUCCGCUGUACUGGACUUCGUUGCCCUGUCAAGCGAGACGAUAAAGAUGGUGGCAAUUCUAACAUCAUUAUUGUUGCUACUCGCUGUCGUUGUCGUGGCUCUACCUAAAUUGCCUCAACCUUUUGGUAGGGAGGAAAUGCUAUCAGUAGCCGGAAAGGCAGUUGACGAGGUUUUGUCAACAAAGCCACAUACUCUCUGUUCUCUCAUCCUUCUCACAGAUGGCAACACCUCACCCAAUACUGUCUUCAUGGUAUUGGGUCAGCUGACGGCCCCCUGGGAUGUGGCGUUGUUCGAGGUGGCAGUGGACGGCCAGGACGCUAAUAUGACGGUGGCACAGCUCUCCCGGGUGGUCGACAAAGUUCGACGGCUGCGGCAGGUGUCAUGGUGCGUGACGGUGGUGGUGGUGAGUGACGACCCAGCCUUCCUCGCCGCCUUCGCCGAGUGGUCCCUCAAGGGCCGCCUCCUGGUGUGGACGACGAGGCUCCUCGUCGUCACCCGCCUGCAUCUCCCGGAGCUCCACCACCUCCACAAAACCCUCUCCAGGAUGAACGCCAUGUUGCUCAUACUGGAUGAUGGCGUAGGCUCCAAUGGGUGCAGUCUGUACGUGCAUAUGCCUUACAGCCCCCGGGGAGCCCAGGAGUUGAGGGUGGCCACCUGGACGCCCCACCGAGGCAUAACGCUCACAACCCACCUCUCGCUCUUUCCUGACAAGUUCACCAAACUUUUUCACGGACCAACGUUGGUAGUGGCAGGAGAGGAGUUUGAGCCUCAUAUUGCACUGGUUGAAAUAGUGGACAAAACAUUAUCUGAGACGCUGUUCACUGGCCCGAUGAUCAACUUGCUGGAUAUAAUCGCCGAAAGUAUGAACUUUACAUACAGGUAUGUACGUCCUCCUGACGGGUCGUGGGGAGUUAAGCAAGAGGAUGGUUCCUGGACGGGCAUGAUUGGUAUGGUGGGCAGACAGGAGGCGGAUUUCGGUCUAGGUCCCUUCGAUAUUAGCGCCACUCGAGCUGAGAUGGUGGACUUCACGACGGAGAUAUUAACAGAAACAGCGAGGAUCAUGGGAGGUCGAGGUCUGCCAGAGGUGGAUCCGUGGGGCUUCCUGCUGCCUAUGACGCCGCUGGUGUGGUUAUCAAUUUUGACGGCGCUGAUACUAGUACCUUUGGUCGUAUUCCUCUUGUCCUCGUGGGUUGGUCUGAGAACUACUAAUAAAGAUAUAUCGUCAUCGUCGUUAAAUAUGUUCGUCUCUUACAUACAAAUUUUUUUACAGCAAGCUGGUGCUGUGUCUCCUGACCCGUGGUGGGAGAGGACAGUGUUAGCCGUGUGGAUGAUAGCCAUGUUGGUGUUGACCAAGAGCUACGCCGGCAACCUCAUGUCCAACUUAGCUGUGAGAUACAUCCCUCAACCUUACCAGUCUCUCCGGGACGUGCUUGACGACCCCUCUGUCACCAUGAUAUGGGAGAUUGACACCUCUUACGUACAGUAUUUUGAGGCUAUGGAGUCGGGCAUAUUCCGGGAGGUUGCUGACUCGGAGAGAGAAGGCCGCAUCAUGUAUGUGCGUGGAGCUGAGUUUUCCACUUACAUGAACACACUUGUGAGCCGAGGUGAUCACGUAAUUAUAUCUGAGGACCGCUAUCAAAGGGUCCUCAAGGCUCAAGAAUUCACAAGCACAGGACGUUGCGAUUUUUACUCAUCCAAAGAGAGGGUUAUGCCUUUCAUGUCCGCCAUGGUUGGUCAGAAAGACAGUCCUCUGGUCCCAGUCAUAAGUGAAAGAAUCAAGUCAGUGACACAAGGAGGGCUCUAUGACCACUGGACUGAGGCUUACAUGCCCAACUCUACCUCAUGUGCAUAUCCUCCGACCAAGAUUACUGUCAACACCUCACUGUCCAUCCACAACCUUUGGGGUAUGUUUGUGGUGCUUUUCGGGGGACACUUUGUGAGUCUACUUGUCCUUAUCUUCGAACUUUUGAGUAUCAGGCAACUUCACAGCUGAAGUCUUCUGCAGAUGUCCUCAUAAGUACUUUAGGUUCUUUCAAGAAUUCAAUGUGCGAUG
Messenger RNA from Homarus americanus (American lobster), 2077 nucleotides. Its product is annotated as probable glutamate receptor. NCBI's taxonomy places the organism in Eukaryota, Metazoa, Arthropoda, Malacostraca, Decapoda, Nephropidae. The coding region runs from base 71 to 2017 and encodes 648 amino acids. The transcript has 14 exons. The record is from RefSeq and is a predicted model, not a curated record. Gene Ontology annotation, cellular component: membrane. Gene Ontology annotation, molecular function: glutamate-gated receptor activity.